UUCAGUUGGCUCGCGCGCCUCGCGGGCUACGGGUAAGCGCGCAAGGGGCCGUUGAAAGUCAAGGCAGAGGAGGCUAUGGCCGUGGACGAGCGCGAAGAGGGCGGCGCCUCCGAGGACCUGGAGUGCGGCAUCUGCUGCAUGCCUUACGACCGCUGCGGCCGCGCGCCGCGCCGCCUGGGGGGCGCGCACGGCUCGUGGAAGCCCUCCCGCUGCCGCCACGUGAUCUGCAGCGCCUGCGUGUGCCAGCUGGCGCGCGAGGGCUGGUGGGAGGAGGUCACGUGCCCUUACUGCCGCACCGUCACCUCGCUGCGCGAGCGCGGCAACUUCCUCGUGGCCGGCGUCAGGCGCGGGAGCGCGGGGCUGACGGGCAACCGCCGACGCCUCGUCCUGCCGCCCAUCGACGCCGAGCUCUGGCAGCGCGUCGUCCGCCUCGAGAAGCAAGGGGCCGGCGGCGGGAGCAAGGCCGAGGAGCGCCUGGGGGAGAAGGAGGGCGGCGACGGCGGCGAGGAGGACGACGGCGAGGCCGGCCAGUGGCGCCUGUGGAGGGCGCUGAAGAGACUCCUGAAGGGAGGGAGUGGGGACGGCGAUGCGCCUGCGCGGAGCAGGAGAGGGCGUGGCCGGAGCAGGUCCGUGCCCCCCAGGCGGAGACCACCAAUCAACCGUGAGUGCCUCUUCUCAUGCAGUAGGGGGCGUGGUCUAAUAAUAAUAAUAUAUUUAUAUCCCGCCCAUCUCGCUGAGUUUCCCCAGCCACUCUGUGUUAAAAACAGUACAGCAUUAAAUAUUAAAAACUUCCCUAAACAGGGCUGCCUUCAGAUGACUUUUAAAAGUAAAAUAGUUGUUUAUUGCUUUGACUUCUGCUGGGAGGGCGUUCCACAGGGCAGGCGCCACUACCGAGAAGGCCCUCAGCCUGGUUCCCUGUAACUUCACUUCUCUCAAUGAGGGAACCGCCAGAAGGCCCUCAGAGCUGGAUCUCAGUGUCCAGGCUGAACGAUGGGGGUGGAGACGCUCCUUCAGGUAUACAGGACCGAGGCCGUUUAGGGCUUUAAAGGUCAGCACCAACACUUUGAAUUGUGCUCGGAAACGUACUGGGAGCCAAUGCAGAUCUCUCAGGCCCGUUGUUAAUGUGGUCCUGGUGGCUGCUCCCAGACACCAGUCUAGCUGCCGCAUUCUGGAUUAGUUGUAGUUUCUGGGUCACCUUCAAAGGUAGCCCCACGUAGAGCGCAUGGCAGUAGUCUAAGCGGGAGCUAACCAGAGCAUGCACCACUCUGGCGAAGACAGUCUGCAGGCAGGUAGCGUCUUAGCCUGCGUACCAGGUGGAGCUGGUAGACAGCUGCCCUGGACACAGAAUUAACCUGCACCUCCAUGGACAGCUGUGAGUCCAGAAUGACUCCCAGGCUGCGCACCUGGUCCUUCAGGGGCACAAUUACCCUAUUCAGGACCAGGGAAUCCCCCACACCUGCCUGUCCCCCAAAAACAGUACUUCUCUCUUGUCAGGAUUCAACCUCAUGUUAUCGCGAUUAAUUUUUUUAAAUAGUUAUAAGUAAAACAUUUGUUUUCAAUAAGCUUUUUAAAACAGAAUAAUGGAAAGCCACAGGGAAUGAGGCUCAUCAUAAGGGUGGGAGGAACAAGUAGCCCAGGAGGCUCAAGGGGCUUAGCAGGCCUUGCUUGUUGGCAGGAGUCUGCCUUGCCAGGUGCAUGAAGUGCUGCUCACCUUGGGAGAUGUGUACGCAUGUUUGGGGUAGUGGGUGUAACACUUUGCUGCGACGUGGCCUCUCCACAAAAGCUUUUAGUCGCUAUAAAUGCUUGCCUUUUAAGCCAUCUUCGCUUUUGCUUUGACAGACUUAACACGCCUGGCCUUCUGAGGUGCUGCCUGCUGCCUCCUGCAUCUGACUUGUGGGUCUUCUUUCUUCUUUUUUAAAAAGGAAACUUUCUUGCUUUGAAACUUUAUGUAGAUUUCAUUGAUUGACUAAAAUGGGAUUAGUUGGCCAAGGUUUCCUUUAAUUGAGUGGCAGCACGGUUAUAAGAUGUGUCAGUUUGGAGCAAGCGAGCAAUCCUGCUGGCCGUGUCCUUAAUCUCCAUUUUAUUGACAUCACGGGGUUUAUGUAUGUUAAACGUCAAUGCUUUUUUCAAAAUCCAGGUGUUGGUCAGCUUUUCUGCGUGUGGGUGCUGAGCAGUGUAUGGAGGUCAGGAUUGGGGCCAGCAGGCAAUGUUAAAUUACCCCCUUCUGUGCAACAGUUCAUCACCACAUUGAGUUGUCUUCUGUAGGGGGAUGAUGGUAGAGAGAAUCCCCAGGUUUCAUAUUCAGAUGUCAAGAUUGGAAAUUGAGCAAGUGAGCUAGAGCAGGGAUGUAUUGGUAGACAAAACUAUUGUAAAUGAGUCCCAUCUCCCUUUGGGGCUGGAGUGUACUCCAACUUCUUACAACUAUAUACUUAAAAGUGUGCCAGUCCCUUGACUGAGCACUUCCUUUCCCUUGCCUCCAUGAUGCAAAGUUGGGUCAGAGGAUGGUGGUUCAGGUGAAACACUUUCUUGCUUUAAUAUGAGGCUCCUGAAUUAGGCUUGUGCUGACGGACAGAAGCUUUGGCAUUAGCGGUUUUAAAUAUUUAUGGGUCCCCAAUUAUAGCUUACACCAGUGGCUUUCUUUUUCUCUCCCGUGCAGCCUAUGGCCCUGAAAUAAAGGACUUGGCACUCAUGACUUGCUACAUCAUCUGAAAAGUGGCUGGCUUGGAAUCAACAAGCUUUUAUGAGCCUGCUACAUCAGAAGAGUAGCCAGCUUGCACCUUCAAGGCUUUGAAGAAGCAUCCUUUGUCCACCCAUGGGGUGUCCUUUCCCUGCAGCACGUGCAGGAUGAAUGAGGUGAUGCACUGUUCUUCUGGUUACCAUGCGACAGAUUUUCACCAUGCUGCUCAGGGAGGUGCUAUUCCUUAUGACCCCACGGAGGCCAUUGCAGACAGAUGACUCAAGAAGAGCUACAGAAACUCUUUCAUCCCUUCUCCCCUCACAGCUUCUGUCUCCUGAAAUGGAGCAGAAUGUGGAAGAUAGCAGCAGAAAGUGGAGGAUGACCUGUCAUAUGUGAUACAAGAUUACAUCUCUUCUGGACUAAGUCUGUGUCUUGAAGGCUGACUUGCGGUCAAUUUAUCUUGCGCAUAGGUUGUUUAACAUGGUUCUGAACCAUGGAAAGUUUUCCAUUGUCUAUGUGCCUCUCAAAAAACUGAGGGGGCAUACAUGAGAUUACUUUCUGAAGGUACCCUCCUACGUGCGCUCUGGCAAAAAUGGGAUAGAUGCAGCCAAGAUUGGAUUGUUUACAAUUUGAACAUAUAUUUUGGCACUCGUAGUAUUUUGUUUUCCUACUGCAAAGAAGCCAUUUUAACAAAAUUUAGCAUGUGCCAUUGUACGAGGAGAUCAAAGAUGGAAAUACUGUGCCUUGCAAUCCCUGUGUGUAUGUAUAUUCUGUUUUCAGUCUUGCAAGCUACAUCUUUCAUAUUUGGCUUUUUUUUCGCCCUCAGACAGCAUACCUGAAGGCGAAACAAAUUUGGUUAAAUGGCUUCGUGGGAAUACUAUCCAGUUCUUACUAAGGUUUUCCCCCCCUCUGUUGCAACAUGUUUUUUGACACAAAGUUGAGGUUGUUUCCUAGUUUUUCAGAUGAGUAACUGAAGUAAAAGUUUAUUUGACCAAAGAUCCUUUGAGAAGACCAUCCAGGCUACAAGCAGGCCUCAUAAUCCUUGUGACUGUUGGUUUGGCUUGUGCUUCCUCCAACCAAUACCGUUUUCUUUUGCUGCAUUCAUUACGAACUACAGAACAGAUUCUGCAGGCUCUCCCAUUUUGGAAAUCUCAGAUGUGAAAAGUAUCAGAAGAGGCAGUUGGCCUCUCCUAGCUAUAUACUGCGUUCUUCCUGACAAGGAAAUUAUUUAAGUGUUGGUUUGUUUGUUUUUAAAGAAGCAUUUCUGUGAAAUGUGUUUGGCAUACUUGAUAAUUUCAUAUUUAUAAUUCUUCCCCAUUUUGCCAAUUGUAACUUAUUUAAUUUUAAUAAAAACCCGAGUGGAACUAUUA
Molecule: messenger RNA, 4047 nt
Organism: Podarcis lilfordi (Lilford's wall lizard)
Lineage: Eukaryota; Metazoa; Chordata; Lepidosauria; Squamata; Lacertidae
Source: the annotation of a GenBank genome assembly